This is a messenger RNA of Poeciliopsis prolifica (blackstripe livebearer), 1015 nucleotides long. RefSeq names its product chromosome unknown C15orf61 homolog (gene cunh15orf61). The record is from RefSeq and is a predicted model, not a curated record. The transcript is spliced from 3 exons. Bases 243 to 713 code for a protein of 156 amino acids. Lineage: Eukaryota; Metazoa; Chordata; Actinopteri; Cyprinodontiformes; Poeciliidae.
ACAAAUUUAAACGAAGUACCAGGUUAGAUUUAAAGUCGAUUUAAAUCUUGAAGAGGCGGAAUGUGACCUAAUCACUGAUCUUAGAUGAUGUAAAUAAUGCUGGUUCACCAUGUGUUUCCCAGCAUGCGGGUCUUUGUAGCAGGAUGUUUUUAAAGCUUAAUGUUUUGGAACCUUGACCACCGGAGUUGAGCUUGUUAGCAAAGUUCAGCUGAGCUCCAGGAGUCAGGAUCUGCCAUGAAGUCAUGAAGGAGUUUUUGCGGAAGAUACACAGCAUCUUUUUGCAGGUCGCUCUGUUUCCGAGCAGAUUUGGUAAAACAGGUCCACGGCCAGCAGCUUCAGAGGUUUUGACCUGCCACCUGCAGCAGCGGAGGCUCCCACCCUGGACUUCAUUCUGCGUGCGCUACAGCUCCAUCCACAACGACCAGUUUGGCCUGUCCAACUUCAACUGGAGAGUUCAGGGAUCCAAUUACCAUAUAUUGCGAACCGGCUGCUUCCCUUUUGUGAAAUAUCAUUGCACCAAAGCACCUCCACAGAACCUGGACUUUGAAGACAGGUUUUUUACUAUGCUGAAAGUUAUUAAUCUAGGUAUCCCUUGUUUGGCCUAUGGCAUUGGCUGCUGGAUGGUGGUAGGAGCUGCAGAAACAGUGCUGACGAGUGUUGGACCUGUCACUGUCUAUUUUGCCUACAAAGAAGAAGAAGGUGCACAGUACUGAAAGUGGAGGCUGCUUUACUGUUAAAAACACUAGUGUCUACCAGACUGCUGGAUUUACUCCUCCUGGUAAUGUCCCGCUGUACCUGGAAGUGACAUCGCUCUGUCUGACACUGGUGGUCUUGUCUGACUGCACAUGUUGUUUUAUGGUAAAUUAUUAAAUAUUUAAUGAUAAACUGAAGGAGUAAUAAAUUCAAUUACACAUCAUACAUAUAUGUGUCAGGUAACUGGAAAUUUGUUGUCAAAAUAAAAUAUUAGUGUAGUAGCUCAAGGUAUAUAAAAUAAAUGAGAUGACUAUUAAUUGUU